AUGAUACGGCUUCUUCGAUCUUUCUCUGCUUUACCAUUACAUCGUCAACGUCAUCGACAGCCUACAACACCUUUUUACAACGUAUACUAUAGAGCCAUGGCUUCAGAAUCAACAGGCACCCACAAGGAUCCUGUUACUGGCGAGAUGAUUUCCAAGCAGGAACUUAAGCGCCGUGAAAAACAAAGAGCGAAGGAAGCCAGCAAGGCAAGCAAGGCGCUGGAAGCCCCAGCCGCCGGCAAGACGAAGGCGGAGGCAAAGCCUAGCGAGGAAGAGCUCAAUCCGAAUCAAUACUACGAGUUGCGUUCUCGUCAAAUCCUACAUCUCAAGGAAACCCAAUCGCCAAACCCUUAUCCUCACAAGUUUCAUGUAACGCGCUCAAUCCAGUCGUACAUUGAGACAUACGGCGCCGAAGGAAAACUUCCUGCUGGCGAAAGGCUCAGCGGAACCGUUGAGGGUCUUGCUGGCCGUAUUCACAAUAUCCGAGCCAGCGGUGCAAAGCUCAAGUUCUACGACUUGCACGGCGAAGGGUUCAAGGUGCAGAUAAUGGCUACACAACAAGACGCCGACGAACCCGAGAAGUUUAUUGCCUCACACGAGCACUUCCGUCGAGGUGAUAUCGUUGGUGUAGUAGGCACCCCAUCGCGAUCCAAGACGGGCGAACUUUCCAUCUGCCCUUCCUCCAUGAUCCUCCUUGCUCCCAACCUUCACCAACUCCCCUCAUCCCACUUUGGCUUGAAGGACCAAGAAACACGUUAUCGCAAGCGUUAUCUUGAUCUCAUUCUCAACGAGACCACUCGUAACCUGUUCAAGACACGUAGCAGGAUCCUUAACUACGUCCGACGCUUCUUGGACAACCUCGGCUUCAUGGAAGUCGAGACACCCAUGACAUCCAUGCUUGCUGGAGGUGCUACUGCAAAGCCUUUCAUCACGCAUCAUAACGACCUUAACUUAGAUCUAUAUCUUCGCAUUGCGCCAGAGCUUUACCUCAAGCAACUCGUUGUCGGUGGUCUUGACCGCGUAUACGAGAUUGGAAGGGUGUUCAGAAACGAAGGCAUCGACCUGACACAUAACCCCGAGUUUACCAUCUGCGAGUUUUACAUGGCCUAUGCCGACAUGGAGGAUCUCAUGGAUAUCACCGAGGCGAUGCUUGAGGGUCUAGUUGUGUCUUUGACUGGUGGCAGCACCAAGAUUAUAUACCACCCCGAUGGGAACAAGGGUCAGGAGGGCGCACGACAGCUCGAGCUGGAGUUCAAGCGGCCUUGGAAGCGGCAUGAUAUGAUUGGGACGCUCGAGGAGAAGCUUGGCGUUAAGUUCCCCCCUGGCGAGACUCUUCAUACUGAGGAGACGAACAAGUGGCUGAGGGAGCUGUGCACCAAGCAUAACGUAGAGUGCAGUGAACCUCGCACCAACGCUCGGAUGCUUGACAAGCUCGUUGGGGAGUUUAUCGAACCUCUUUGCGUCUCUCCAGCGUUCAUCGUCGGCCAUCCACAAGUAAUGUCUCCCCUCGCCAAGUGGCAUCGUUCACGCCCAGGUCUCUGUGAGCGUUUCGAGGGUUUCAUGUGCGGGAAGGAGUUCUGCAACGCCUACACGGAGUUGAACGACCCCUUCGAGCAGAGGUUGCGUUUUGAGGAGCAGGUCAGGCAGAAAGAGCAAGGUGAUGAUGAAGCACAGGGUAUUGAUGAGACUUUCAUCGACGCCCUCGAGCACGGUCUUGCCCCAACAGGUGGCUGGGGUCUGGGUAUCGACCGUCUCGUCAUGUUCUUGACCGACUCGACGAAUAUCAAGGAAGUGCUUCUUUUCCCCGCGAUGAAGCCAGUAGAGCAGGCGCCCAAUGGUGGCAACCCUGGUGGUCCACCUCUGGGCCCGUCAGGUCAGAUCUAGAAAAAGAUAUAAAAAAUGUACAUAUACGUCCACCGUUCAACAAAUCCCCACACCUGGGUCAAGUUUC
Laccaria bicolor S238N-H82 is the source of this 1948-nucleotide messenger RNA. RefSeq lists its product as uncharacterized. Gene Ontology annotation, molecular function: ATP binding; lysine-tRNA ligase activity; tRNA binding. The transcript is spliced from 10 exons. Lineage: Eukaryota; Fungi; Basidiomycota; Agaricomycetes; Agaricales; Hydnangiaceae. The record is from RefSeq and is a predicted model, not a curated record. Gene Ontology annotation, cellular component: cytosol; cytoplasm. Gene Ontology annotation, biological process: lysyl-tRNA aminoacylation. Bases 1 to 1881 code for a protein of 626 amino acids.